CUUUAGACACAGCAGCACCCCAAGGGACUUGCAUGAGGAGGGCCGAGAUUUUUAGGGUUUAGUUUAAAAAAAGUAGGGACACCGCUCGCCGCCGCCAAUCGCCUUUUAAUGACACUGAGGGAGGCUGGCACGGAUCAGUAGAACAGGGUUGCCAGAAUACUAUGGAUAAGAACUAUAAAGAAGAGUUUACGCAAAUUAUUAAAUUUGAACCUCCUUUGUACAAACAACGCUACCAGUUUGUUAAAGACUUAGUGGAGAAAUACAAACCUAAGAAGGUGGCAGAUUUAGGCUGUGCUGAUUGCAGCCUUCUCUGGAUGCUGAAAUUCUGCAGCUGCAUUGAAGUGUUAGCUGGGCUAGAUAUCUGUGCAAAUGUAAUGAAAGAGAAAAUGCAUACGUUGUCUCCUCUUCCUGUUGAUUAUUUGCAGCCAUCUGAAAGAUCCCUGACUGUUACCUUGCAUCAUGGCUCAGUUGCCCACAAAGAUCCUUGCAUGCUUGGUUUUGACUUGGUGACAUGCAUUGAACUAAUAGAACACCUGGAAGAAUCAGAGCUGAAGAAGUUUCCUGAAGUGGUGUUUGGUUUCAUGGCUCCAAGCAUAGUUGUGAUCAGCACUCCAAAUUCUGAAUUUAACUCUUUGCUUCCAAGAGUGAUGUCAUACAGGCAUCCAGACCACAAAUUCGAGUGGAGCCAAGCAGAGUUUCAAAGCUGGGCUCUAGAGACUGCUAGAUGCUAUGAUUACUCAGUGGAAUUUACUGGUGUCGGGCACCCACCAACAGGAAUGGAGAAGGUUGGGUUUUGUACCCAAAUAGGUGUGUUUUUUAGAAAAUAUCCUCAAACUGGUGAAUCUGUUCAGUCUGAGAAACCCAUGGAAGCAGUUUACAAAACAGUCUUCAAAGCAGUGUACCCAAGUCUUAAAGAUGAGAAGUACUUGCAGAAUGCAGUGAUCAAUGAAGUUAUUUUCACAGCCCAAAUCAUUAAGCACCGUUUAAUGUCAAAACGUGAGGAGUAUGGUGAUGAUCCUGAGAGAAAAUCCAAAUUCCAACCUUCAAUGGACUGUUUUUCUGACUACCUUGGAAAACUGGUUGUUGAAAAAAACAUGGAACCAUUUGUCAGUGGAAAUGAGGUUCACAUACCUCUCAAAACAAUCUUUUCUUUUCCCAAAGUGAAUCGACUUUGUGGUACCUUUGAGAAGUUAUGCAAGCUUAUUGCAGGCAAGGUCACACUGAGCAGUGAUGGUUCUGCUGUGAUGUUCCAUAUUGAACAUGAAAAUGAAGAGAAUUAGAUCAGAUUUCUCACACAAAGUUCAGUUGAAGUAAUCAAAGUGGUUUUUUUAGAAGCUGUCAAAUGGUAUGUUCUGUAUGCUAACUGGACCACCGAAUACUUUCUAACCUUCCAUCAGUGGUAUUUAUCUGUCAGCACCUCUCAUUGAGUGAAGGUGAAUGCUUCUGACAAAGGUAACAGUAAUUCAUAGGGGUUUCAAGUAGAGUAUCAGGGGCUAAAAGCAAAUAAUUCAUUCCCAAGAAGAAAAUGAAGUAUUUCUGUUUGCUUUUUAUUGCUUUAUUGUAGCUGUUGUUACUAGAUUAUUUCUGGUAGUCUCUUGUUAGCUUCAAAGAUAGUUUGUUUUACCAUCUACUGUGUAUGUGAGUCAGACAUAAAUUUAGGGCAAGUUUUUUCUUAAGUUCUAUAAAAUUUAUAGAUGCCUUUUUCGAGAUGAAAACUCAGCCUCGAUGAAAACCAAAUGUUGUUCCAGCUGAAUUGAAAUAUGAAACUGGCAUAUUUGUUCUGUUUUUGAAAAAAAAAAUUAAAGAACGGCAGUAAUUGUGAAUGCUAACCUA
Molecule: messenger RNA, 1833 nt
Organism: Passer domesticus (house sparrow)
Lineage: Eukaryota; Metazoa; Chordata; Aves; Passeriformes; Passeridae
Gene: HENMT1
Product: HEN methyltransferase 1
Exons: 7
Coding region: 162-1280 (372 amino acids)
Biological process (GO): piRNA processing; RNA methylation; siRNA processing
Cellular component (GO): nucleus; cytoplasm
Molecular function (GO): O-methyltransferase activity; RNA methyltransferase activity
Source: RefSeq, a predicted model, not a curated record